GCCGACAGCGAAAAUUUAUCGUCAUCAGAAAAAGAGAGGAAAAAAGAAAAUUAAAUAGAGAGAAUUUAAAAAAAAAAUGGGGUUGAAGGUUUAUGGAGUGACUCUGAGUCCUAAUGUAGUAAGAGUGAUCGCUGCCCUCAACGAGAAGGGGUUAGAUUUCGAGCUCGUCCCAGUUGAUCUCCGUGCUGGAGCUCACAAGCAGCCUGAUUUCCUCGCGCUCAAUCCUUUUGGUCAGGUUCCGGCGUUUGAGGAUGGAGCUGUCAAGAUAUUUGAAUCUCGCGCUAUCAACCGCUACAUCGCGGUCCAAUACAAGCAUACCGGCGUGGACCUCCUCCCUUCAAAAACCCCGGCCGAGCUCGCGGCCCUCGAGUCCUGGCUCGAGUCUGAGUCCCAGAACUUCAACCCGCCCGUCGCCAAGUUCCUCUUCGAGGUCCUCUUCAAACCAAUGAUCGGCAUGACCACCGACCCUGCCACCGUCGAAUCUCUCUCCGCAGAGCUCGGCAAAGUCCUCGACGUCUACGAGGCGUGUCUAUCGAAGAGCAAGUACUUCGCCGGAGACGAGUUCAGCCUCGUGGAUCUCAACCACAUGCCGUGCGUCUCCACGCUGAUGAUGACGCCGAAGCUAGACCUCGUCACCGCCCGGCCCCACGUCAAGGCGUGGUGGGACGCUGUAUCAGCACGGCCGGCGUGGCAGAAGACCGCCGCUGCGAUCAAGAUGUGAGGUUGUGUUGAGUCUGGUGAUAAUAGCUUGUGGUGGGGCUAUGAAAUUAACAAUAAGGAGAGCGGUAUUCAGUAAUGUUAUGUUGUAUGGCGAUGGUUAAUUGAGUUUUGGUGCGUUUUGUAUGGCAACGGGAAAUGCUUGUAUUGUUAGGAAUUUUAGUCUCCCCGCCUAUUAUGAUUUGCGCAAUUCAGAAA
Molecule: messenger RNA, 915 nt
Organism: Asparagus officinalis (garden asparagus)
Lineage: Eukaryota; Viridiplantae; Streptophyta; Magnoliopsida; Asparagales; Asparagaceae
Product: glutathione S-transferase 3-like
Exons: 3
Coding region: 77-721 (214 amino acids)
Cellular component (GO): cytoplasm
Molecular function (GO): glutathione binding; glutathione transferase activity
Source: RefSeq, a predicted model, not a curated record